AUGUGUCUGUGGUCAGGAGUGUGGGCAUGGGCGCUGGCCGACACGUCGGUCGACUUCCACCAUACCGUGGAUGCGGUGGUCGACGCUUUGGGGGAAUGCGAUGGUCUUGGCCCAAUCUGGGGCCCCGGAGGGCCCCCAGUCCUUGCGCUCCCGGCCCUUGCUGCUCCAGCUGCAGCUGACGUCGAUCAUGUGUUCCCGCACGCGUUUAGAGUCAAGAGUGCCAGCCCAAGCCGUUUCGACCGAACUGGGUCAAGAGUCUCCAGUGUCGUGGCCUUCUCACUCUGCAGGGACCCCUGGGAGGCCUCGGGUCUCCACGAUGCUCCGCGCGGGCUUCGCGAGAAGUCCCAUGUGCGCAUGUUGUUUGCAGGCUGA
Prorocentrum cordatum is the source of this 372-nucleotide messenger RNA. Lineage: Eukaryota; Dinophyceae; Prorocentrales; Prorocentraceae. The record is from the annotation of a GenBank genome assembly.